This is a messenger RNA of Cylindrotheca closterium, 1101 nucleotides long. The record is from the annotation of a GenBank genome assembly. Lineage: Eukaryota; Bacillariophyta; Bacillariophyceae; Bacillariales; Bacillariaceae.
AUGGACUUCGGACCGUUCAUCUUGAAUUCAACAUCGCCACCCACAUGGCCACCCACAUCAGCACCAACAGACCCUCCAGAAGGACAAGGAGGAGACGAAGGAAAUGCUUCGGUUCUUACGAUGCUCUUUCUCACUUUUGCAUCAGUGGUUCUCACUGGCAGCACACUGCAGUGGGUCAUUUCUCGCGGUCUGUUCUCCAAAGGACUGAGUAAUCCUCGAAACACCUACAACAUCAUUGUCCUGCUCGCGGGAAUAUUCUCCGGCAUUCAAGCGAUUUGCAACUUUCUUCUCUACUACUAUGAGCCAACCGAAGUGUGGUUCUUAUUCCUGCGCCUAACACAAUGGGUGAUCAUGACGCACACCUCUAUUAUGAUUGUCAGCAAUAAGCUAUCCAUGCUGUACCGGAACUCACCAAAAGUGUGGAAAAGGUUACUACUCAUCAACGUUUCCAUGCUUCCAAUCUCGAUUCUUGUGUUUGUUUUGUUGGUUGGCGACAAGUUAUCUGACUCGGUCGCGUACACAAAGAUGAAUCGGAUCAUUGAACCUACGCAGAUUGCGCUGUGGGGAAUCAUUGAGUUUGUCCUGUCGGGAAUGUUCAUCGUCAAGAUGUGGUCAUUCGAGUGGAGCGUGAUGGAGCGGAAAGCAAUUCUUGCGUUGGUCUUGGUUGGCCUUUGUGACUUGGCAACCAUCUUUGCGCAUUUUCUAUUUUGGGAUUUACCUUUUAAGGUCGUGAAAGCCUUCGCUUAUUGCCUGCGGAUCCGAUUGGAGAUCAACGCCCUGUGCGUCCUCGUUGACUGCUGGAAAUCUAGGAGCCCGUCAAGAGUGUCUGGGGUUGGCAGCCCUCCCUCAACGGACAACAAAUGUGUGUUGACUUCAUCGAUUCGAGGCCCUUUUUCAAACUCAUCCAUGCACGCACGUUCGGUGAGGUUUUCGACUGACGAUGACGACUCGCUCCAGUUGCGGACGGUGGAACUCGAUGAAGACGGUACAGCAAAGGUGGCUCAAAUUAAACCAAGGGGCCACGUGCUGAUGGAUGACGACAUUGAAAGUGAAACAGAAUUGGAUGAAUCCCUCAAAGAAAGCUACAGGUGUCGGAGAUGA